This is a messenger RNA of Lucilia cuprina (Australian sheep blowfly), 451 nucleotides long. Its product is annotated as coiled-coil domain-containing protein 103. The record is from RefSeq and is a predicted model, not a curated record. Gene Ontology annotation, cellular component: outer dynein arm. Lineage: Eukaryota; Metazoa; Arthropoda; Insecta; Diptera; Calliphoridae. Gene Ontology annotation, biological process: epithelial cilium movement involved in extracellular fluid movement; inner dynein arm assembly; determination of left/right symmetry. The coding region runs from base 97 to 363 and encodes 88 amino acids. The transcript has 2 exons.
CUUUUUUUAAGGUUGCUAUUGGCAAUCAUUAUCGUUAGUUGUUUAUUUGAAAAUCAGCAAAAUUUAAUAAUUUUAUUAAACAAUUGCAUUACAAAAAUGUUCUCCACAAAUAUUGAAGCUAAAAUAACCGCUGAAGAAUUACAGAGAUUGCAGGAAAUGUGUUUGGAAACUUUAAGAGCGGGAGAAUUGCAUACUUUAAGAAAUGAUGCUAAACUUAGGGCGGUUAACAAUACCACAAGUUAUGAUGAAUUUAAAGAUAUAGUGGAUGCUGCUCACUUGAAACCCAUAACAAGACAAGAUAAAAUGAAUUCAAAAACUAAAAAUCGUUUAUGGAAUUCAGCGGCCAGAGAAAGUAAAGAAUAAUUUGAUAGAUUUAAAAUUUUCUUUGUAGUAUUCUAAAUUAUUAUAAAAUUUUUCUUAAAAUUCUCAAAAACUUGAUGUGUUAAUUUAA